Paramecium pentaurelia is the source of this 1894-nucleotide messenger RNA. NCBI's taxonomy places the organism in Eukaryota, Ciliophora, Oligohymenophorea, Peniculida, Parameciidae. The record is from the annotation of a GenBank genome assembly.
AUGGAUCAACAGGCAUUAAAGCAAAUUUUAAGUUCAUAAAAUACAUAUGGUGGUAUCAAGAAGUAUGUUGAGGCUGUUUAACAAUAAAAAUAGUACAAUAAUUGAUUUAUAAUCAGGGAUAUCAUCUAAAUGUGUUCCACAGUUGUCAUUAGUAUUUUGUAAGAUUAAUAAGGAUCUCAUAUUUCAAAAUUUUAUAGUUUGAAAGUACAAUCGUUUUUUAAUUUAGUUUAUUAAUGAACUAUUAGAAUUGUAAGAAUAUGAUUGGAUUGAUUUAACUUAGAAAAGGAUCUUACCAAUUUUGGAGGAAUAUGCAGUAUUUAAAAAGGAGAGUUAAGAUGAUGAAAGGGGUAAGCAUUUAUUUAUCUAAAAUACAUCAUAAAAAAAAAAGUAUGAAUAAGUUAAAGAAUUGGAAUAUGCUGGAAGCAUAUUUUUUAGAUAUUUGCUUGAAAGCAUUUGGGUUUGGAGUAAAUGGUUUCCACUUGAUACAGUGGCAGGAAAGUUAAGUUUAUUUAAAAUUGCUUAAGAGAGACUUUCUUUAUAAAAGGUUAAAUUUCCUCUUAUAUCAUAUUUUCACAAAGAUUAAGUUAUAAAUCUUAUGCAAAUUCAAAGAGUAUUAAAUUUAUUAUAUUUUAGCCUCCAAAAGAGAUGCUAGAUGAAUGUAGAAAUCUUAUUAAGGAACAUUUGGAAGAUAAUUCAAAUACAGAUCUUUAGCAUUUUUAGAAUGUUUUAAAUAAGAUUUAUUUUACUGACAAAUAGCAUUAAUUACAAAAUAUUAAGACUUAUCCAUAAUUAUGGAAGGAUAGUGUAGAAAUGAUGAGAUAAGGAAAAAUGGGAUAAGAAGUUUAAAUUAAAUUGAGAACAGCUUAAUUAUCAAUUAUGCAAAAGAAAUUCUUUUAAGCUUCUUUGAAUUCAAAAAAAAGUAAAGUCGCUUUGCAAUAAUAAGCGAUCAAUUUUUCAACAGUUUUAAAUGAAAAAGAAAGAUUAUUGACAGAAAUGAAUAAUCACAUAUUUGAAAAGGAUCUAUUAAAAAAUUAAAUAUCUUAAUUACAAAAAUAAAAUGAAGAAAUUUUAAAAGAUAAUGAAGAUUUAAGAUAAUAACUUAAUCAAUUAAAACUUAAAUUUGAUAUAACAGAAGUUAAAUAAGAAGUCCCAAUACUAUCUAAUACAUUUAAUGAAUAAUUUUAAAGAUCAAAAGAUUUGGAACGUCAAUUAUAAAAAAAGGAUAUAGAAAUUAAAAGACUGACUGAAUAAGUUUAACACUAUAAAGAUGUUAUUAAUUAAAUGAAUGGAAAUUUUGAUCAUUUAUAAAAGUUAUAAGAAUAAACAGAGAUGGAAAGAUUCUAAUUAUAUUAAGAAAAUAUGAAAUCAAAUUUGAAGUAAGAAGAACUUUAAAAUCAAAUAGGAUUAUUAAAAUAAUCAAAUAGUAGAUUCAAUGAGAUUAUUAAACAAUUAUAAUCUUAAAACAAUCAAUAAUAUGAAGAAUAUUUACAAAGUUUAGAAAAGAAUUCAAUCUAUAUUUAAAAAUUAAUCUAAGAAUAAACUGAAAGUCCAAAUUUAAAAUUACAAUAAAAUGAAAAAAUUAUAGAAUUAGAGCAUUAAAUUUAAAGAUAAUAACAAGAAAUUGAUAACCUAAAGCAAUAAUUAGAUGAAAAUUAAAGAUUUGGAAUACAAGCCAAUAAUUCAACUAAAUAAUGUAAGAUAUUUUAUAACAUUAGAAUAUUUUAGUCAUAAAAAUGAAAGAGGUUUUAAUAGUAAUACAACUCUGUAUAAGUAAAAUUAUUAACAUUCAGAAGAUGUAGAAUAAUAAUCACAAUACUAAUAAUAAUCACAAUAAUUAUAAUAAUCACAAUAAUAAUAAUAAUAAUAAUAAUAAUAAUAAUAAUAAUAAUAAUAA